Messenger RNA from Impatiens glandulifera, 1083 nucleotides. RefSeq names its product acetylserotonin O-methyltransferase-like. The transcript is spliced from 2 exons. Gene Ontology annotation, molecular function: protein dimerization activity; S-adenosylmethionine-dependent methyltransferase activity; O-methyltransferase activity. NCBI's taxonomy places the organism in Eukaryota, Viridiplantae, Streptophyta, Magnoliopsida, Ericales, Balsaminaceae. The coding region runs from base 1 to 1083 and encodes 360 amino acids. The record is from RefSeq and is a predicted model, not a curated record. Gene Ontology annotation, biological process: methylation.
AUGGACAAGAGAAAUGUGGAAGAAGCUCAAGCCCGAGUUAACAUAUGGAAUUAUGUAUUCGGCUUCACCGACAUGGCCGUAGUUCGAUGCGCUAUUGAUCUUGACAUACCCGACAUCCUCGAAAACCAUGUGGCCGAUAGUCCCAUGACUCUCUCCGAACUAUCCUCAGCCAUAGGCUGUCCCCCUUCCACCCUUCACCGCAUCAUGCGAUAUUUAGUCAACCGUGGCAUCUUUCGCGAAGAGCCUAUAGAAAUCGACUCUUCCAAAUCAAGGGGCUAUCUCCCAACUCCUAUUUCUCGUCUCCUCACAAGAAACCAUAACAAAAGCAUGGUCUCAUUCAUCCGGAUGGAGAGCAGCCCGUUCAUGUUGGCACCCUGGUUGGGACUAAGCAAACGCGUCCUAACGGAUUGCAAAUCCCACGCGUUUGAAGUAGCCAAUGGCAAGGAUGUAUGGAGCUACGCUGAGGCAAAUGCCGACGAAAGCAAGAUAAUCAACGACGCGAUGGCGUGUGAUGCAAGGAUCACAGUGCCAGCUGUCAUUCGAGGAUGUGCCGAGGUUUUCCAAGGAUUGGAGUUAGUUGUGGAUGUUGGUGGAGGGGAUGGCACGACGUUGAGUUUGUUGGUGGAGGCUUUUCCGUGGAUUCGUGGCAUUAAUUUUGAUCUCCCACACGUUGUUUCCGUCGCAAAAGAAUGCGCUGGUGUUGAACAUGUUGCCGGGGACAUGUUCGAAGCCAUUCCAAAAGCAGAUGCAAUUUUUAUAAAGUGGGUUCUGCAUGACUGGGAAGAUGAAAAGUGCAUCAAGAUCCUAAAGAAUUGUAAAGAUGCUAUUCCGAAAGACAAAGGCAAAGUUAUAAUAGUAGAAGCGUUGGUUAAAGAAGAUGAAGUCGAGAAUGAGAAGGAGAAAGAAGGAGAUGAUCUUGAGUAUGUGAGACUAAUGUUGGAUAUGGUGAUGCUGGCUCAUACUGAAAGAGGUAAAGAAAGAACUCUAAAAGAAUGGGAAAACAUUCUCAACAAGGCUGGCUUUACGAGGCACACUAUACAUUGCAUUCAAUCUGUUCAAUCUGUGAUCGUGGCUUAUGCUUGA